Manihot esculenta (cassava) is the source of this 3715-nucleotide messenger RNA. RefSeq names its product coatomer subunit beta-1. Gene Ontology annotation, biological process: intra-Golgi vesicle-mediated transport; endoplasmic reticulum to Golgi vesicle-mediated transport; intracellular protein transport. The record is from RefSeq and is a predicted model, not a curated record. Lineage: Eukaryota; Viridiplantae; Streptophyta; Magnoliopsida; Malpighiales; Euphorbiaceae. Bases 395 to 3241 code for a protein of 948 amino acids. The transcript is spliced from 5 exons. Gene Ontology annotation, molecular function: structural molecule activity. Gene Ontology annotation, cellular component: COPI vesicle coat; cytoplasm.
UCGAUCAUCUGAUUCCAUCCUUUCUUAAUUUGAAAUCACCGGUUUCAAUCUGAACCGGCCUGGCGCAGUGGCCAGGUCUACGCGCAAGGUUUUAACUCAAAAGGCCAAAAGACCUUGGAAAUAGUCGAAGCUACACUUCGCACAAGUCCUCUUUCAUCGCUUGCUUCGCUCAUAAGCGCACAGCUCCAGCGGUAGAUAUUGGAUCUGAGGGAGGGCAUUUCAUUUCACUACAUGCUCCCUAUAAAAAUAAACUCCUUUUAGAUUUCGUUGAUUCGAUUGAUCUCUUUGCCUCUCCUGCACCCCGUCUCUGCUUAUUUUUUCAAUUUCUAGCAAUUCACUGUAUUCUCCUCAGAUCUGGUCUUGAUAAGUUGUGUUGUCAGGAAACAAACAAGAGAUGGAGAAAUCCUGUACUCUGCUUGUUCAUUUCGACAAAGGAACACCAGCAAUUGCCAAUGAGAUUAAAGAAGCACUUGAAGGCAAUGAUGUACCAGCAAAGGUAGAUGCCAUGAAGAAGGCAAUCAGUCUUUUGCUGAAUGGUGAAACGCUUCCCCAACUCUUCAUCACUAUUGUUAGAUAUGUUUUGCCUUCUGAGGACCAUACAAUCCAAAAACUGUUGCUUCUAUAUUUGGAGAUCAUUGACAAAACUGAUGCCAAGGGUAGGGUGCUGCCUGAGAUGAUUUUGAUAUGCCAAAACUUGAGGAACAACCUUCAGCACCCAAAUGAAUACAUUCGUGGUGUGACAUUGAGGUUUUUGUGCCGCUUGAAUGAAACAGAAAUAAUUGAGCCAUUGAUCCCUUCAGUUCUGCAAAAUCUGGAGCAUCGCCACACAUUUAUCAGGAGGAAUGCUAUAUUAGCUGUGAUGUCCAUAUACAAGCUUCCCCAGGGAGAGCAACUUUUGGUUGAUGCUCCUGAAAUGAUCGAGAAGGUUCUUUCAACUGAGCAGGACCAGUCUGCUAAGAGGAACGCAUUCCUUAUGCUUUUUACUUGUGCACAGGAUCGAGCCAUUAACUACCUUUUGACCCAUGUUGAUAGGGUUUCUGAAUGGGGAGAAUCACUUCAGAUGGUUGUUUUAGAGUUGAUUCGGAAGGUGUGCAGAACAAAUCGAGGAGAGAAGGGCAAGCACAUUAAGAUUAUUAUAUCUUUGUUAAAUGCCCCGUCUACAGCAGUUAUUUAUGAAUGUGCUGGGACACUUGUUUCUCUGUCAUCUGCCCCUACUGCUAUUAGAAGUGCUGCUGGCACCUAUUGUCAGCUUCUUUUGUCCCAAAGUGAUAACAAUGUGAAGCUUAUUGUGCUUGAUCAGUUGAAUGAGCUCAAAUCUUCUCAUAGAGAUAUCAUGGUUGAUCUGAUUAUGGAUGUGCUUAGGGCACUCUCCAGCCCAAAUCUUGACAUUAGGAGGAAGACGCUUGAUAUAGUUCUUGAGUUGAUCACUCCACGGAACAUCAAUGAGGUUGUUGUUACAUUGAAGAAGGAAGUCAUUAAGACCCAGAGUGGAGAGCUUGAGAAGAAUGGAGAGUACAGACAAAUGCUUAUUCAAGCUAUUCAUUCAUGUGCUAUUAAGUUCCCAGAAGUUGCAAGCACAGUGGUUCAUUUGUUGAUGGAUUUCCUUGGAGAUAGCAAUGUUGCUUCGGCUAUUGAUGUGGUUGUUUUUGUUCGUGAGAUAAUAGAAACCAAUCCUAAACUAAGGGUUUCCAUAAUAACUAGGCUGUUGGACACUUUCUACCAAAUCCGAGCUGCAAGGGUCUGCUCCUGUGCUCUUUGGAUCAUUGGAGAGUACUGCCUGUCUCUUUCUGAAGUUGAGAGUGGCAUUGCUACCAUCAAGCAGUGCCUUGGAGAGUUGCCGUUUUAUUCAGUUUCAGAAGAAGGGGAAGCACAUGAUGCUUCAAAGAAGCCUCCGCAGGCAAAUUCCAUUACCGUGUCUUCUAGGAGACCAGCUGUUCUUGCUGAUGGGACAUAUGCUACUCAGAGUGCUGCCUCUGAAACUGCAUUUUCUCCUCCUACCAUUGUUCAGGGGACGCUGGCUUCAGGGAAUCUGAGAUCCCUUCUCCUUACUGGUGAUUUUUUCCUUGGAGCAGUUGUGGCAUGCACUCUGACAAAGCUUGUUUUGCGAUUGGAAGAGGUGCAGCCUUCUAAAAUUGAGGUGAACAAGACAUCCUCACAGGCAUUGUUGAUCAUGGUUUCUAUGCUACAGUUAGGACAAUCUUCAGUUUUGCCACACCCAAUUGAUAAUGAUUCUUAUGAUAGGAUCCUCCUCUGUAUAAGAUUACUGUGCGAUACUGGUGAUGACAUCAGAAAAAUAUGGUUGCAGUCUUGCCGUCAGAGUUUUGUAAAAAUGCUUUCAGAAAAACAGUUGAGGGAAACUGAGGAAUUAAAGGCAAAAGCUCAGGUUUCUCAUGCACAACCAGAUGAUCUGAUUGAUUUCUACCAUUUGAAGAGCAGGAAGGGCAUGAGUCAGCUGGAGUUGGAAGAUGAAGUUCAAGAUGAUUUAAAACGUGCUACUGGAGAGUUUAUCAAGGAUGGGGAUGAUGCAAAUAAGCUUAACCGCAUCCUUCAACUCACUGGAUUUAGCGACCCUGUCUAUGCUGAGGCUUAUGUAACAGUCCAUCAUUACGAUAUUGUACUUGAUGUUACAGUUAUCAACCGGACAAAGGAAACUCUUCAGAAUUUGUGCUUGGAGUUGGCAACAAUGGGUGAUCUUAAACUUGUUGAGCGUCCACAGAAUUAUACACUUGCUCCUGAAUCAAGUAAACAAAUAAAAGCCAAUAUCAAGGUGUCUUCAACUGAGACUGGUGUCAUUUUUGGGAACAUAGUUUAUGAGACAUCAAAUGUGCUUGAGCGGACAGUGGUUGUGCUUAAUGACAUUCACAUCGAUAUUAUGGACUAUAUCUCUCCUGCGGUUUGUACAGAUGCGGCUUUUAGAACAAUGUGGGCGGAGUUUGAAUGGGAAAACAAGGUUGCAGUUAAUACAUCAAUUCAAAAUGAGAAGGAAUUCCUUGAUCAUAUUAUUAAGUCAACCAACAUGAGGUGUCUCACUGCUCUAUCUGCACUAGAUGGUGAAUGUGGAUUUCUGGCUGCUAACUUGUAUGCUAAAAGUGUGUUUGGGGAGGAUGCUCUGGUAAAUGUAAGCAUUGAGAAACAGGCAGAUGGAAAGCUAAGUGGAUACAUCAGGAUAAGGAGCAAGACCCAAGGAAUUGCACUCAGCCUGGGGGAUAAGAUCACUCUCAAGCAGAAGGGAGGCAGUUGAUGUCGGGCCAUGAACGUAUUGCUGUCAUUCUCUGGUAGUGGUUUCAGUUAUUGGAUUGCUUUCGGCAACAUCGGUUGUCUUCUUUGCUCCUCUAGAUCGGCAACUUGGUAAGUUAAAAAACUUUUUUCCUGAAUGUUAUAAUCAUGAGCUAAUGCAGGUAACUCAGGACUGGAUGAGAAAGAUCCUCUUACCUUUUUUGUUCUCUUUGUUUGUACCUAGAGGAGAGAGAGGGAGGGGGGUUUGGAGUAGUGCUAUCUGGAAGCGGCAUUGUUGUAUUCUGGAGCCAUAUUUCCAUAGUUAAAGAUGCUGAACAAUGGCUAAAUUGCGGCUUUUCUAGUUUUCUUUGUUUUCUAUUUUUCAUUUUUUAUUCUUUUUUUUUUCAACAAAAAAAAAAAAAAAAGAAGAGAGGUGAUUUAGUGCACGAAAGGAUUCCUCGAUCAUUAAAUUUAAGCAUUAUGCCAUAUUUUUGGGUGA